Equus caballus (horse) is the source of this 3461-nucleotide messenger RNA. It is a transcript of the gene PGGHG, whose product is annotated as protein-glucosylgalactosylhydroxylysine glucosidase. Gene Ontology annotation, cellular component: cytosol. The record is from RefSeq and is a predicted model, not a curated record. Gene Ontology annotation, biological process: carbohydrate metabolic process. Gene Ontology annotation, molecular function: protein-glucosylgalactosylhydroxylysine glucosidase activity. Lineage: Eukaryota; Metazoa; Chordata; Mammalia; Perissodactyla; Equidae.
CGCCCGGGGGGUGGCGGUCCAGUUGCCCCGCCUGUCCUGCUGGUCCCGCCCUGCGCCGCCGGGGUUGGGGGCGGUGGGGACGGCGAGGCAUUCCGGCGACAAGGCACCACAGGCUACUUACCCCCUCCGGCCCUGGACGGGCAGCGCCGCCCCGGCUGGAGCCAAGGGACACGGCAGGGUCGCGGCUACUGUGCUGAGCAAGCCUCUCCAUGGAGGAUGCUGGCGAGGACCCCACCGUAUUCACUGCCCAUUCUCUGCCCAGUGACCCCCGGCUCUUGGCCACUGUGACCAAUGCAUACCUGGGCACACGUGUGUAUCAUGAUGUACUCCACGUGAGUGGCGUGUACAAUGGGGCUGGGGUAGACACGCACCGGGCCAUUCUCCCCAGUCCCCUCAACGUCCGGCUGGAGGCCCCUGCAGGGGCAGGAGAGCAGCUGACCACGACCUUUGUCCUGGACACUAACACAGGCUCCUUCCUGCACACCCUGGAGGGCCCCAGCUUCCGGGCCUCCCAGCGCAUCUAUGCCCACCGCACGCUGCCUCACGUCCUGGCCUUCAGCGUGUCCGUCACCCGUGUGGCUGCGGGGAGCUGGCCCAUCACGGUAGUGCUGCGGGCAGCCAUGUCCCCAGAAAGCCCGGACCUGGACCUGCACCUGGGUCUUGACUUCCAGGGAGCCCGGUACAUGUAUGGCCACACGCUCACCCCUGAGCAGCCUGGGGGGCUGCUGCAGGAGGUGCACAUGCUGUGGACACCAGUGCCCCCGGCGCUGACACUGGGGGAAGGCGAGAUGGACAGGACCUGGGAGUUCCUGACUGUGGUGGGCGGCAGCCAGGCUGAGGCCCAGGCCUGCCUCACCGAGGCCCAGCAGCUGCAGGGCAGGGGUGCUCUGUACACCGUUCAUGCCCAGGCCUGGGCCCAGCUCUGGGCAGGCUGUGGCCUAGAUGUGGUCGGGCCCCUGCCCCUGCGCCAGGCCCUGCGUGGGGCCCUCUACUACCUGCUCAGCACCCUGCCCCAGCCCGGGGCCCCAGGAUACAUCUGCCACGGUCUCAGCCCUGGGGGCCUCUCCAACGGGAGCCGUGAGGAAUGCUACUGGGGCCACAUCUUCUGGGACCAGGGCAGAAGGUGGGCAGGCAGGGAGAGAGGAGGACAUGAAAGACCCCAGAACAGGGACCCUUCGGCUGUGUCUCAGGAUCUGUGGAUGUUCCCGAAUAUCCUGCUGUUCCACCCAGAGGCUGCCAGGGCCCUCCUGGAGUACCGCAUCCGGACGCUGGGUGGGGCCCUGGACAACGCCUGGAACCUGGGCUACGAGGGAGCCAAGUUUGCCUGGGAGAGCGCGGGCUCUGGCCUGGAGGUCUGCCCUGAGGACAUUUACGGGGCCCAGGAGGUCCACGUCAAUGGGGCAGUAGUGUUGGCCUUCCAACUGUAUUACCACAUCACCCAGGACCUGCAGCUCUUCCAAGAGGCUGGUGGCUGGGACGUGAUCAGUGCUGUGGCUGAGUUUUGGUGUAGCCGUGUGGAGUGGAGCCCAGAGGAGGAGAAUUACCACCUGAGGGGAGUCAUGCCUCCCGACGAAUACCACUCAGGAGUCAACAACUCUGUGUACACCAACGUCCUGGUCCAGAACAGCCUGCGUUUUGCUGCUGCCCUGGCCCAGGACCUGGGUAAGCCAGUCCCCAACCGGUGGCUGGUGGUAGCUGAUAAGAUCAAGGUGCCCUUUGACCCAGAGCAGAACUUCCACCCUGAGUUUGAUGGGUAUCAGCUGGGAGAGGAGGUGAAGCAGGCGGACGUCGUGCUGCUGGGGUACCCCGUCCCCUUCCCCCUGAGCCCUUGUGUUCGCAGGACGAACCUGGAGAUUUAUGAGGCUGUGACGUCCCCCCAGGGCCCUGCCAUGACCUGGAGCAUGUUUGCCGUGGGCUGGCUGGAGCUGAAGGAUGCCAGGCGGGCCCGUGACCUCCUGGAGAGGAGCUUUGCCAACAUCACCGAGCCCUUCAAGGUCUGGACGGAGAAUGCAGACGGGUCGGGCGCGGUGAACUUCCUGACGGGCAUGGGGGGCUUCCUGCAGGCGGCACUCUUUGGGUUCACGGGGUUCAGGAUCACCAGGGCCGGGGUGACUUUCAACCCACUGUGUCCAGCGGGCAUCUCUGGAGUGUCCGUCUCUGGCGUCUCCUACCAGGGGAACAAGCUUGACUUCUCCUUCUCCGGGGACUCUGUGACAGUUGAGGUCAUGGCCCCCACAGCGCCUGGGGCCUCCCCGCUGGAGGUUGAGCUGUGGCCAUCACUGGCUCGGCUCCCCUUGCCCCCAGGAAACCAGGUCUCCUUUCCCUGGUCAGCUGGCCGGAUACAGAGGUCACUCUCGUAGGAAGCAGGAGCAGCAGGUUCUGCUCCAAGAGUUUGCUCGGAGAGUGUUUUGAAGACAUUAGACUCCAGCCCCAGAGCCCGCAGGACCUUCUCUGGGACACCCUUGGGCCCUCCAGCCCCACCAAGUCGCUCACUCAAAGCUGUCCUGGUGCUGCCCCAGAAUGACCAGGGCUGUCGGCUUCAGGGGUGUUCUGGGGUCCUCUCCUCUGGCCACUCCCUCUGCGGGUGCCCCUCUUCAAUGCCCUCCUGGCCUGCCGCCCCCCUGCCACCCACCCUCCACCCGGCAGCCAGGCGCACGGGCUCCAGGGAAAGUCUAGAUUCUCCAGCCCAAAGUUCAUGACUGUCUUCUUCUAGCCUGAGCCCCUCCCAGUCCUUUAAACCCCCUGGUUGAGUGGCUUCCCCACGACCUCCCACACCAGCCACAUCUGUGCCUGCCAUCCCUCGGUGCCCCUUCCCCAGGACGCUACAGGACAGGGUGGGGAGAAGCCCACAGCUCUGCUGAGAAGGCAGAGGCAGGUGCAGGGCCCGAUGUGGAGGCCUUGAUGUGGAGGAUGGCGGGACCAGGGAGUGGGGAAGGGGACUCCGUCCCUGUGGAAUUAUUCAGAACUCAGUUGCAACUUCACCACAAAGGGACUUCUGUGUUGCACUGUUGAGCAUCAGGCAUGGCUGGGUCCAGGUGCUCUUGGGCUAUUGUGGGGACUCAGCAUCCUCAGUCCUUGGAUCCUCUGGCCUCUGGGCCACUUCUGUCAGGUUGGAUGGCUCCAUCACAUGCCUUUCCUCAGCGGGAAGGGAGGGGAGUAGGGUGUGGAGCAAGACCCUGCAUCUUCCCUCUGACCAACCAGAAGGACGCAGCGAAGUGUGCAUGGGUUAAAGGCCACGGGCCUGGGCCCGUGUGUCUUGGGCAGGCUGCCUAUGGCUGGAGGCCCUGCCCAGGUCUCCUCCUGGGGCCUCAGCUGGCCCUUCAGUUGGCAUGUCAAACUUGGGUCCUGGGGGUGGCCCGAGAGUGAGGUGACAUGGCAUCUGCUGCCGAGAUCUUGGUGAGGGCUGUGCCAGCUGCGCCAAGUCAGCCUGAGGAAUUAAAGUUUGCUGCUGGGAAAAGCUC